Messenger RNA from Thunnus maccoyii (southern bluefin tuna), 5116 nucleotides. RefSeq names its product RAR-related orphan receptor C a (gene rorca). Gene Ontology annotation, molecular function: zinc ion binding; nuclear receptor activity; RNA polymerase II cis-regulatory region sequence-specific DNA binding. NCBI's taxonomy places the organism in Eukaryota, Metazoa, Chordata, Actinopteri, Scombriformes, Scombridae. The transcript has 10 exons. The record is from RefSeq and is a predicted model, not a curated record. Gene Ontology annotation, cellular component: nucleus. Gene Ontology annotation, biological process: regulation of transcription by RNA polymerase II. Bases 352 to 1776 code for a protein of 474 amino acids.
GUGUAGUCCACGCGCCGAAACUAGGUUACUGCGAGCCGCAGAGCAGGAAAGAGCUGGUGGACGAGGAGCUGCUGCUUUAUUAUUUCAUAGGUGUUUUAUCACAACAGACCUCUGAGAUUGGGGCGUAGCGGACAGAAAGUAAAUAACAGAAACGCAUCGCUGCUUUCAUUUGUUUUUAAGCUCGACUCGUUUGAAGAAAAGGUAGAAAAUCCAUAUGAGGAUUUGGUGUUGUGACAGUUUUCAGCUGCUCCGCUUUGGAGCAAGUAAGUGCGCGUCACUGUCAGUGUUUCCUGGCUUCAUUUCCACCUGGAGUUUUAUGAGUCGAAGAGUUGGUUAAACUGCGCCGCCGACAUGAGAGCUCAAAUAGAGGUGAUUCCCUGUAAGAUCUGUGGGGACAAAUCAUCAGGUAUUCACUAUGGUGUCAUCACCUGUGAAGGCUGCAAGGGUUUCUUUCGACGCAGCCAGCAGAACAAUGCUAUGUACUCCUGCUCACGACAGAGGAACUGUCUAAUUGACCGGACCAACCGUAACCGCUGUCAGCACUGCAGACUGCAGAAGUGUCUAGCUCUGGGCAUGAGCCGUGAUGCGGUGAAGUUUGGUCGCAUGUCCAAAAAGCAGCGUGACAGCCUGUAUGCAGAGGUCCAGAAACACCAGCAGUCCCAGGAGUGUGCGGGGGUCGGUGCCCGGGAGGAGAAUAGUGACGUGGUCGACCAUGGCCGUACCUACAGAAGAGGCUCUAGCACCGCACUCAGUGAUCUGGAUGACAUUACCACACUGCCGGAAGGCCUGCUUUUCGACCUGCUGCUCACCCCAGAGGAUGCAGGUGGAGAGUACUGUAACCUGGACAUGCUGGCCGGCAGCGGAGGCAGCAGCUCAUCCUCCCAGAGUUCACCAGAACAGACCAACUUGGAUUUUGUAGACGGCAACCACAGCAUCAAGCACGAGUACCAGCUGUUGCACGACUCUGGACUCUUCUCACAUGCCAUCCUCAACCCACUGCCUGAGGGCUGCUCCCUGCUUGAGCUAGAGCAUAUAACCCAGAGUGUGGUGAAGUCCCACAUUGAGACGAGCCAGUACAGCACAGAGGAGCUGAAGAGAGUGGCAUGGACCUUGUAUAGCCCAGAAGAGACCCGUUCGUACCAGACCAAGUCAGCGGAGGUGAUGUGGCAACAGUGUGCUAUGCACAUCACCAAUGCAAUCCAGUAUGUGGUGGAGUUUGCCAAGCGCAUCUCUGGCUUCAUGGACCUCUGUCAGAAUGAUCAGAUUAUCCUCCUCAAAGCAGGCUGCAUGGAUGUUCUUCUGAUCCGUAUGUGUCGGGCAUAUAACCCCAUCAAUAAUACAUUGCUCUUUGAUGGAAAGUUUUCCACUGCUCAGCUUUUCAAAGCUCUUGGCUGUGAUGACCUUGUGAAUGCAGUGUUUGACUUAGCUAAAAGCCUGAGUCGUCUACAGAUGUCUGAGGAAGAGAUGGCUCUCUUCAGCGCUGCUGUGCUUCUCUCACCAGACCGACCCUGGCUGACAGAUGUCCACAAGAUACAGAAGUUGCAGGAGAAGGUCUACGUGGCUCUGCAGCGCUGCCUACAAAAACAUGGCGCAUCAGAAGAGAAACUAGCUAAGAUGGUGUCUAAGCUUCCCAUAAUGAAGUCCAUUUGCAACCUUCACAUAGACAAACUGGAGUUUUUCCGUCUGGUCCACCCUGAGACAGCAUAUACUUUUCCUCCUCUGUAUAGGGAGGUUUUUGGCAGUGAAAUCACCUUCCCAGACUCCACUGAGGGCUAGCACCAUUUAGCUAAAUGUUGUGAUUCAAAUAGAGACAUUGAGGAGAAGGGAGAGGGAGAUAAAAAAAAAGUGGCAACCAGCUGAGGCAAAACAAACCAGCAGCUAAAUGACAAUUCUGCAUGCUACACUUUAGGACACACUCCUCUCACCUCUGAACUCCCAACCCUGUGGAGUAGCUUACACUGCCCUGCAAGCCAGUCCAUUCAGCUUCAGCGUAACACUACAGGAACUGCUGCUGGGUACUCUGUGCAUGUUACCUCUUUUUUUUUUAGGGAGUUAGAAGAAAUUACUAAAGAGUAGCUUACAUAAUUUGUAUUCUCAAAAAUAUUUUUCUAUGAGGUGACCUUAAAUCUCUCAUCAAGCUGAAUUCCUUUCUACUAUGAAUCUGACUUUCACAGUUCUCACAGUUCCUGUUAGCUAUUGUUGAAUGUACCCCCUCUACCCUUAACCGCUCAGCACAGCCCUAGGCUUGAUAUAGAAUGUACAUACUGAAAAUCCUCACCCACUUUGUGGAGAUUUGUAAUGAUGCCUGUUUCAGUUGUCAGUCUAGUAACAAUAUAUUGUUUUAUUCAAUAUUUUUGGUAGCGCCCAUAUUUUGCAGUUUUGUAAUGUAUGAACAAACUGUUUAAAGGGACCAUGAUCAAACUCACAAACAGACAGGGUUUUGAAUCUGUGCAAAUCGUGGGCAAACAUUCAGUGUCUGCCACCAUGCACUUACAAACUCUUGCACACACAGCACAAAAAAAUAGCACUUAUGCUGAUCUUUAUAGGUAUUUUUACUAGCACACCCUAAGACACUGAUGUAAGUGAGCUCUUUUUUUUAAUGCAAUCAAUGACCUCAGUCCUAAUACCCUUUCCCUUUGCAAAUGCCACUUAGAGAAUGAGUGAAGAAUCAGAGGUAUUUUGAAAGUAUUUUCAGAUGUUUCUUUUUAUAUAUAUAUAUAUAUAUAUAUAUAUAUAUAUAUAUAUAUAUAUAUAUAUAUAUAUAUAUAAUACCUAUAUAAUCAUGUAAGAUGAGAGCAGUCAUGAAUUAUUGCAGAGAGAGAAGGAGGUAAAUGUUCUUGUGCUCAGGUCUCUCAAACAGAUACUGCCUGCCCGUACUUUGGGGUUCUGGGAUGGAAAGAUUGUUGUUGCUGAAAAGAAAAUCUAGUGGAUAAUUAGCACUUAUGAGUCCUUAUUAGAAUCCAAAAUGAACUCUUGGCACAAGAUUUUACGGGUUCGCACUAAAACUGCCAUCUGUGAAACUUCUGUAAACCAGUCAGAAGUGCUAGACACACCCUCUGGCUGUGGAUAAGCUAAGGUGCUGGGAAGCCGACCACUGUGGGGUUAUGGGUUCUCAUGGAGGAGCAUCUGGAACUGUCACACCUCAGCCCUCUCCGCAGAAGAGUGCCAUUGCCCAGACCUCCAGCACCGACUCAAACAGCAGGUUCAAAAGACUUUGGGAGUACUGAAAAAAAAAAAUGAACUGAGAGUUUGAUGUUGAAAUGUGACAGUUGACUAUAUUUCCACCUACAUGGUUGGAUGAGGGGCAAAGGAUAAAGAGUGGACAGGUGGGUCAUAGUGUUGUUUAAGCUCCUUAGACAUCGGUUAGAGGGGAUUUACUGUCUGCGCCAACUCUCACUGCUUUGGGGUCAGUAGACUAUGCUGUUGCAGACACCCAAGGUAGUCUAAUUGGAGAAUUGAAUCCUGUAUUCCUUACUCCCCGUUCCCUUACUACCUCACCCUUUUCAAACUCUACAUGGCACAGCAAAGGGUUGACAGAGCCAUCAGCUACCCCCCUGAGUUAGAGUUUCAUUCGUACCAGAGAGCUUCUUGAAAAUAUAACAAUUAGUGGUGAAAUUUGAAGGCCAGUGAUAACUAAACUAUCUUCAAAUAUAUUAUUUUGCUCUUAAAACUGGACGGAAGACAAAAGCAGAAUUAAAUGCUGGAUCUGCUAGUACUGAGGACAUCCUCUGACUGCUUUUUUUUUUUUUUUGUCAUUUGAGAGCAAUCCAUGCCUUUAGGUCCUGGAAGACCUACAUAGAUAUAGAUCUAUCGGGUCUCUGGAGACACAUGAGGGUGUAUCCUGAAACCUUUAUUUCAAAGCAGGAUGACAUAUUGGGUUUCUGUAAAACAUUGUCAUUCUACCAGUAUUCUUAAGAAGCUACGAGAAAAUAAUAGUUUUGUUUUCUACCUUAAGCAUAAUAAGACAAUCACAUGACAGAUGUUGGAUGUCUCGAUUUAAUAUUUCAGCCAGGUUUGCUUUGCACUGCUGGGACAGUGCUGUUCGCCAUACACUACAUUAUCUCACAUAGUAUGAAGGGUUAUUACCCUUUUCUGGGUACUUAAGACAGUGGCAUAGUGGGAUUGUGCAAUAAUGUCUUUCCCAUUGUUCUCUGUGUGUUGGGGCCUUUGUUGCCAUGUAUUACAGUUCAUAUUUUUACAAGCACUCCAGCGCAGACACACAGUUAACCUCACAGCACAACAGAUAAUGUUAUAUAGACUACAAUGAACCAAAUACACAGCCAACUUCUUCACAGGUCAGCAAUCAGCUGACAAUGGCCAGAUGACACGUACAGAUUGUAACAAGGUGCAAUACUUUGUGUUUCGAGUCCUAGAAUGUUAGAUAUGUUGAUUUCAAAUGAAACAGUAGCCUACUAUACAAUUUUGCAGGCCUAAAAGCUGUCCAGGGGGCAGCACGUAAGUUCUGCACUUACAUUUCCGUUUAGAGUUACUCAGGGAGAUAGCUGGGCUCUCUGUCCUACAGUGUCUGCAGUUAGUUUAGCUAGCAGGACACUUGCACCAACAUACUGUAGAAGACCUUAAAACCUUGAUCACUGUGUACAGUACAUGUUCUUGUGAAUGUUUGAUUACAGAAGUAUCAAAGAUUUUACCCCUGUCUAAUAUCAUUAUUGCAAGACUUUUGAGUUUGAGUCAUAGAUGAAAUAGGAUAUUAAAAAAGUACAGCAAAAUAAAUAUAAAAGAUGAAUUAUAAUCUCUGAAUCUUGUGUUGGUUUUGUUGUGAUCUUUUGUUUCUUAAUUUUUAUCCUUAUAUGUACUGUUUUUUUUCACAUCAGUUUAGUGUCCUUUUUGUCUUGGAGAGAUAUAAUUCUAUUUUUUUUAAAGAGCGUUUUUAAAGAUGUCUCCCUAAAAGUUUCUCUUUUGUCAUGAUCCUUCUGUUUGUGAUAUUUUCACGCUAUUUUAAGAUUAUUAUUAUUGAAUCAAUAUAGAUUUUAAUAAGAAAUAAUUUAUGAUAUGUCAUGGAUAUUAAAGCCCAAGAGGUUAUUAACACAGUGAAGUGUUAUUGCACAAUGGUGAUACAACAUGUGGAUUUAAGAAUGUAAUAAAAGUCUUUUUGCAA